Conger conger (European conger) is the source of this 1169-nucleotide messenger RNA. RefSeq names its product 3-hydroxyacyl-CoA dehydratase 4 (gene hacd4). Gene Ontology annotation, biological process: very long-chain fatty acid biosynthetic process; fatty acid elongation; sphingolipid biosynthetic process. Gene Ontology annotation, cellular component: endoplasmic reticulum membrane. Lineage: Eukaryota; Metazoa; Chordata; Actinopteri; Anguilliformes; Congridae. Gene Ontology annotation, molecular function: 3-hydroxyacyl-CoA dehydratase activity. The record is from RefSeq and is a predicted model, not a curated record. The coding region runs from base 128 to 802 and encodes 224 amino acids. The transcript has 7 exons.
AUCUGAUCAGUUUCAUUCUCUGACGUCAGGGGGCUGCAGCCGAGAUUCUGACUUCCUCAAAUUUGCUAAUUUCAAACUGCACUUUAAGUAGCGUUGGGGAUAUAGGGAUAUCCACCGUUCAUUCACAAUGAGGUGCAGUAUCCGACUUGUAUAUCUUUUCCUAUAUAACCUACUACAAUUCUGUGGGCACACUUGGAUAUUUGCAAACAUGAUGGCCCGGUUCUUGUCAUUCGGGAAAGAUGCCUUGGCUGACACCUUUUACUCGGUGGGCAUUGUGGUGAGCCUGUGCCAACUAAUGUCAAUGCUAGAGCUGUUCCACAUCGCGGAUGAAUUAGAGAAAACGGCACUCCUGCCACGGUUUGUACAAGUAAUGGAGAGGAAUUUUGUUUUAUUUGUGGUGAUUAUGAGCCAAGAGGAAAUUCAAAGUAAAUCGAUAGUGUGCAUACAGUUUUUCCUGUGGAACACUCUAGACCUUUUAAGGUACCCGUAUGGACUCCUGGUGCUGUUCAGCACACCUUCCUUUAACAUGCUGUGGGUACGCCAUACCCUCUGGAUCCCCCUGUACCCUCUCUCUGUGCUGGUAGAAGGGCUGACUGUGUACCAGGCCCUGCCCUAUUUUGAAUCUCUGGAGACGUUCUCCUUCCAGCUGGGUCUGCCCGUGUCCCUGUACGUCCACUUCCCAUACGUUCUGCUGGCCUACCUCCCUCUGCUCGCCAUCGGUGCCUGUUUCACUAUGUGGCAGCUGCUCGGAGAGAGAAAACAACAGCUGGACAACUGGAAUAAAAAAACCAAGAGGAAAUAAACAGACACGCACACAUACACACAUACACACACACACACACACACACACACACACACACACACGAGCAGACACACACUUUUAGGUCAGGCUCAUUGUGAGACAGCCUGUUGAGCAGCUUAUCUGGAAAACACCAGAAGUUGAUUUUAAAGACUUGCACUGUGUCAGCAAAGAGUGUAAACAAAUGCAAUUCUUGCAGCAGCUGGAAACGCACAACAAAAUGUGUAGGAAUUGUUAGCUGGCAUACAAUACUCACUUCUGGGAACCCAUAAUGGAUAAACUCCUGUUUGGAUGAGUCUUGCCUGACGACAAAAACAUCCCAGUUUUCAUGAAGGGAAGAAUAAAACUGUAGGUGUGUUUUUUGGCAUAA